AUGCUUAUGAAGCCUUAUAUAAAGCAGGUUAGACUAUAAAGGAUAGAGGACUUCCUCUUAAGUUUGGUUUGCCUUUAAUAAUUUUAGUAAUGGGUCAGACAUACACAUGAUAUUCACAAAGCAUUUAAAUCCUAAGACUAUUAUGCCAAUAAAUUAGAUUAUGAAUCAAUCUUCCAUUAGAAAUACUUACCUUAUCUCAGUAUUCUCGUUCAUGAUAUUUAUUGGGUAUAAAAAAAAACUUUUCCCGAUAUAUUACUGAUUUAUAAAUUAAAGUAGGAAUAUCCCUAAUUUUAGGAAUUAGUUGAAUCUGGAAAUAGUAGGUUGGAAGAUGUUACGUGUGAUUUAAAGGGUUCCAUCAAAUUUUUAAAGAAGUUUACUAACCCUGAUCACCUUGUGUACUAUUACAAUCCGUUGUCUCGAUAGAUUAAUGACUAAAUAGAUGUUUAGUUUGAAAAUGACAUCAUUUAUAUGACUAUUGCUUUUUUACCUUCCUAAAUGCCAUAUGAAGCAAGUAUGGAUUUUGGAAAAGCAUUAAGAGAUAUUUUACCGCACUUAGUCUAUUCAGAUCCGACAAAACGAUUGGAAGAAAGCUGUUACAUGAAUUUUUGUAAAAUGCAACCGUUACAUUACAUGGAAAACUCACCUAAAAAUUUUAAUACAUUAAUGAAUUAAGGAGAAUUAAUGAAACAAAAAAUGACCAAUAACAAUUUAGAUCGAUUAAAUCUCAUUAUUCGGACAAAAUAAUUGCAACUUAAGAACAUAUCUCAACAGAAAAUACUUCUCUAUCAUAGUCACAACCAUAUCUUUUUCUUAUUUAAUUUUAGAUCACCAAACUCCAAUUCAUAAGAAACGAAGGAUGAUGGAGCUUAACUAGAAGAUUCACCAAUAAAUUUGAAUAUGCCUUCUAACGAAGGAAUAACUAAAUGCUCAAUGAUCAACUAGCUUUCGAUUCACGAAUUUAAAUUUAAUGAUUAUUAUCAAUUUAGCUAUUAUUCUAUUUUUGAUUUUUAUUUUUACAAUCCCUUAAAUUAUUAUCAAGAUACAUUUUUUAAAAUAAUUAUUAGGUUUAAAGAUAGAAACGUAAUCCAUUUUAUUGCGAUAAAAGAAUUCCAAAAACUCUUUAAAUUGUCACUAAACCCCCCCCCCCCAAAAGAUUUGUGA
This is a messenger RNA of Paramecium tetraurelia, 1161 nucleotides long. RefSeq lists its product as uncharacterized. The transcript has a single exon. Lineage: Eukaryota; Ciliophora; Oligohymenophorea; Peniculida; Parameciidae. The record is from RefSeq and is a predicted model, not a curated record. Gene Ontology annotation, cellular component: cytoplasm. Gene Ontology annotation, molecular function: saccharopine dehydrogenase activity.